AUGUAUGCGGACUCACAGGCCAUAGCCCCUCCCUCGCCGCGACGAGUGUUCCUCGGCACUCUAGCCACCGCCGGCUUAGCCCUCGGAGGCAACUUCCUGGGCAUCACCGGCAAGCUCCUGAACGGAGUGCCUGACGUGGCGGAGUCUCUUAGGCUCGAUUUGAUCUAUCCAGUCGGCGGGUUCAAGAGGGCCUACAACCCGGAGAAGGGCUACGAGUUCGUUUAUCCGGCGGAUUACCUCGGUGAUGCAACCAUGGUAGCACGUGCGGCGAACCAGCGAGAGGCGAUGAACCCGUUGGACCCUCCGGCGCUGGGCGACGUCCCGAAGCCACCCAAAAUCUUCGGCCAGACUGUCCAAGAGCCACAGUCUGCUUUCGGCCCGAUGGGGGGCACCGGAGAAGAGAACGUCUCGGUCAUCGUGAGCAGGUCGCCACCCGGUGGGUUUAAGCUGGACAGGUUUGGGGACGCGCAGAACCAGGCGGAAUGGCUGCUGGCUAACAUCCUCGCACCCCCGGGCAGUGGCAAGACAUCGGAGCUGUUCGAUGCGUACACGCGCACUUCAGGCGGCGGCCAAAAAUAUUUCACCUUCGAGUAUACCAUCAAAACCGACGCUUGGUACAGGCAUAACGUAGCGGUGUUCACGGAAAAAGGUGGACGGCUGUACACACUGGUGGCGCAGGUGCCGGAGGUCGACUGGGGGCGGCGGCGAGACGAAUUUCGCAGGGUGGCUGACUCGUUGAAGGUGUUCGUACCUACAGGUUGA
Messenger RNA from Micromonas commoda, 762 nucleotides. RefSeq lists its product with no specific name. Gene Ontology annotation, molecular function: calcium ion binding. NCBI's taxonomy places the organism in Eukaryota, Viridiplantae, Chlorophyta, Mamiellophyceae, Mamiellales, Mamiellaceae. The record is from RefSeq and is a predicted model, not a curated record. The transcript has a single exon. Bases 1 to 762 code for a protein of 253 amino acids. Gene Ontology annotation, biological process: photosynthesis. Gene Ontology annotation, cellular component: photosystem II oxygen evolving complex; photosystem II; extrinsic component of membrane.